Messenger RNA from Parastagonospora nodorum SN15, 777 nucleotides. RefSeq lists its product as hypothetical. NCBI's taxonomy places the organism in Eukaryota, Fungi, Ascomycota, Dothideomycetes, Pleosporales, Phaeosphaeriaceae. The coding region runs from base 1 to 777 and encodes 258 amino acids. The transcript is spliced from 2 exons. The record is from RefSeq and is a predicted model, not a curated record.
AUGUCCUUUGCGAUACUUUGGAACAAUACAGUGUGCUUCAGUAAACUCUCGGUGUUACUGAUGUACACUGCGAUCAUGCCGACUCAAUCGAUGAUAAGAUCUGCUUGGACUGUCGGCGGUCUUAUAGUAUGCUGGAAUUUAGGCGAUAUCCUCGCCGGGUUUUUGAUCUGCCGGCCACUGGCGCGGAACUGGGAUUUCACGCUUGAGGGAACUUGCGGCAGUCAGCCCAGCUUUUACCUCGCCAUGGGUAUCAUUAAUCUGGUAACUGACGCUGUCAUGAUUGCAUUGCCUAUACCUCAUCUUCUCCGCCUCAAAAUGGCUACAAGGAAGAAGAUAUUGGCCAUCGCAUUGUUCAGCGUUGGCAUCGGGACGUGGCUGAUCACAGUCUAUCGACAAACCUUGCUUCCCGGUUUGGACUUCACAGAUGUGACUUACACUGGCGUGCUCGCUACAAUCCUUUCUGGUCUCGAACCUUCUGUGGCCAUCGCCCUAGCCUGUAUCCCUCUCAUGAGACCUCUAUUCAGAAAAGCCAAAUCAGGAGGAUGUCGCUCCACUUAUGGCUACAAUAGUGACAAGUCCAGCGGCGUAUUUUCGGCAAAGAAAGGUAGAGGCGCUGGCAGAUACCAGGGCUCCUUCAUUGAGACGGUAGAUGACAACGACGACUCUUCUGAGAUACAUCUGCAGCCACUGAAACACGCAUAUAGUGUCGAUAUCUCAACUAAUCCAAGCUGCUCUGGUUUCAUGACGGAUGUACCUGGGCAAGCUACUACAGUCUAA